ACUAAUCCAGAAAAAAGUAAACAAAAACUCAAGCUUAGUACUCCCUCAUAGAAGAAUUAAACUCAUCUCUCUCAUAGAGUCCAUAGACAUAGUGUUUGAAGAAAGAAGAAGAAUGAAAUUAUGAAGCAUUAAAUCAAAACCAAAACUCAAAAAAUGGAAUCAAGCGUUUUAGAAAGCAUUGGCGUUGAGAUAAUCGGAGUAAUGUCACCAGUUUCAAUCUGCAUGUUCCUCGUCGUUCUCCUCGUCUACACUCUCUCCACCACCUCCUCACCGGAAACCACCUUCACCACCGCCGCUAAUCUCGUCUACGCUGAAAACCCCUCCGACACCACCGCACAAAAACUCGAAGGCGCACUUCUCAACGCCGUCGUUUUCAUCAUCCUCAUCGCCAUCGUCACCUUCCUUCUCGUCCUCCUUUACUACUACAACUGCACCGCCUUCCUCCGUAACUAUGUCCGCUUCUCCGCCUUCUUCGUCCUCGCUACCAUGGGUGGAUCCAUCUUCAUCAACCUAAUCGAACGCUUCUCAAUUCCGUUAGAUUCAAUCACUUUUUUCAUUUUUCUCUUCAAUUUCACUAUUGUUGGUGUGCUUUCGGUUUUCGCGGAAGCGAUUCCGAUUAUUGUUCGUCAGUGUUAUAUGGUUUGUCUUGGGAUUUUCGUUGCUGCGUGGUUUACGAAGCUUCCGGAAUGGACCACGUGGACGCUUCUUGUUGCUCUUGCUCUUUAUGAUCUUGUUGCUGUUUUAGCUCCUGGUGGUCCUUUGAAGCUCCUCGUUGAAUUGGCUUCGAGCCGGAAUGAGGAGCUUCCUGCUUUGAUUUAUGAAGCUCGCCCUACCGUUGCUCCUAACAGCAGGGCCGCUGCUUUUGGGCUUUUCGUCGCCGGUGUUUCUGAAGCUCAGCCAACUCAAUCGUCUUCGAUUGAGCUUCAGGAACUUCAGGUGGUCCCCAUAGUGAAUAUGAAUGAACGUGAUAAUGAUAUUCAUAUUGAAGGAGGUGGUGGUGAUGAUUCUGUUGCGGGGGUUGAGGAUUUUCGGAAUGAUGAAGGGGAAAGGUCACCAUUGGUUGGAAAUAAUGGGAAUCGCGAAGAAGAAAGGUCUCCACUUGUUGAGGUGAUGGGGAAUGAGAGGAGAGAACCCAGGGAAAGAGAGGAAUUUGCUGAGAGAGGGAUUAAGCUUGGACUUGGUGAUUUUGUGUUCUACAGUGUUCUUGUGGGAAGAGCUGCAAUGUAUGAUCUUAUGACUGUUUAUGCUUGUUACCUUGCCAUUAUAUCUGGACUUGGAUGCACUCUUAUUUUGUUGUCGGUUUGUCGUCAUGCUUUGCCGGCUCUUCCGAUUUCGAUUGCUUUGGGUGUGCUUUUCUAUUUCUUGACUAGAUUGUUGAUGGAGCCUUUUAUCGUUGGAACUGCUACGAAUUUGAUGAUGUUUUGAACUGGCAUUGACAAGGAGUUUUAUGACGAGGUUAGGUUUUUAGAUAUGUAUGUACUAGUACUGGUGCUUUUGUUGACAAGGAAUUUGUGCAUGGAGUGAGGAGAUAGUGUUCCAUGAGUCUUAUCUCUGUUGUAGUAACAAUACUUGUUUACAUCAUGUUAUUUUUGAGCUGAUAGUGUAGUAACUAAUGGUCUUCACUCAUCAACUGAAAGUUUGAAAUGCAAUCUCUUUCAUGCCCAUUGUUGCAGAGCCUGUAAAUUUUAGAGCUAAAUUGAAUAUCAGAAUACUACUACUAUUUAAUUGGUCUAAUUGUUUUCCUUUGCUUUUUGAACAAGAAAAUGAGCUGUGUGGAGAAAAUUAGCGGUGACUAAGCAUUUGUUGAGUAUAUAUAUCACUCUUUUAUUUUUCAGAUUUCCCAUAUAAAUCACGAUACUUAACAUUUUGUCA
Medicago truncatula (barrel medic) is the source of this 1872-nucleotide messenger RNA. RefSeq names its product presenilin-like protein At1g08700. Gene Ontology annotation, biological process: protein processing; membrane protein ectodomain proteolysis. Gene Ontology annotation, cellular component: membrane; gamma-secretase complex. Gene Ontology annotation, molecular function: aspartic endopeptidase activity, intramembrane cleaving. The record is from RefSeq and is a predicted model, not a curated record. NCBI's taxonomy places the organism in Eukaryota, Viridiplantae, Streptophyta, Magnoliopsida, Fabales, Fabaceae. The transcript has a single exon. The coding region runs from base 154 to 1425 and encodes 423 amino acids.